AUGGCGGAAGCAAAUUCUUCAUCGGCUUUGUCACCGAAAUCUCUCCAGUCUCCUAAUCCUAUGGAACCUUCCCCUGCAUCUUCCGCACCUCCACCGUCAUCGCAACAAAACAUGACAGCUCCGAUUUCGAAUUCUGUGAAUUCCGCGGCGUCUCCGGCGAUGCCAGUAACGACUCCCGAAGGUGUAAUUCAGAACAGUAAUAGCAAUUCGCAGCCGAACAUCGCGUCUCCGAAUCCUACUCCCAGCCCAGCCGUUGGAGCUCAGAUCCCAUCCCCGUCUCCUCUCUCUCACCCGUCUUCUUCAUUGGAUCAGCAAACACAGAGCCAGCAACUCGUUCAAACUCAGCAGCUGCAGCAGCAGCAAAAUCAGCAAUUGCCUCAACAACAACAACAGAUUAUGCAACAAAUCUCUUCAUCUCCGAUUCCGCAAUUAUCUCAGCAACAGCAGCAGAUUCUUCAGCAACAGCAUAUGAGUCCGCAGCAGAUUCCAAUGUCGAAUUACCAAAUAGCUCAAUCUCUUCAGCGAUCUCCUUCUGUUUCUCGGCUGAACCAAAUCCAGCAGCAGCAUCAAGGCCAAUACGGCAACGUUUUGAGGCAGCAAGCUGGCUUGUACGGGACGAUGAACUUCGGUGGCUCGGGCUCGAUUCAGCAGAGCCAGCAAAAUUUGCAGCAGAACCAGCAGAUGAGUAACCCUAACAUGUCGCGCGCAGCAGCUCUGGUUGGCCAAAGCGGUCACUUGCCAAUGCUCAACGGUGCAUCUGGAGCAGCCCAGCUGAAUAUUCAACCCCAAUUAUUGGCAGCUUCGCCGAGGCAGAAAUCUGGCCUGGUUCAAGGUUCGCAGUUUCAUCCAGGAAGUUCUGGACAACAGUUGCAGGGGAUGCAAGCUAUGGGAAUGAUAGGAGGAUCACUGAAUUUGAGCUCCCAAAUGAGAGGCAAUCCUGCUCUCUAUGCUCAGCAGCGAAUCAACCCGGCGCAGAUGAGACAGCAAUUGUCACAGCAAAACGCUCUUACUUCUCCUCAGGUCCAGAACCUCCAGAGAACAACGUCUCUCGCAUUCAUGAAUCCUCAGCUAUCUGGACUGGCCCAAAAUGGACAAGCUGGUAUGAUGCAAAACUCCUUGACGCAGCAGCAAUGGCUGAAGCAAAUGUCGGGCCCCAAUUCACCAUCAUUCCGACUCCAACAGAGUCAAAGGCAGGCUCUACUCUUACAACAGCAACAGCAGCAGCAAUUGCCAUCUGCUCAGCUGCACCAAAAUAUGUCCUUGAAUCAGCAACAACUAUCACAGAUACUACACCAACAGCAGCAACAAUCACAACUAGGCCAGGCUCAGAUGAACCAGUCCCAUCAACAGCAACAACUUCAGCAGAUGCAGCAACAGCAGCAGCCACAACAGCAGAUGCAGCAGCAGCAGCAGCAAAUGCCAAUAAAUCAACAACAGCCAUCUCCAAGGAUGUCGAGUCAUGCAGGACAGAAAUCUGUUAGCUUAACGGGUUCACAGCCAGAUGCUACACAAUCUGGUACAACAACGCCAGGUGGUAGUUCAAGCCAGGGAACAGAAGCAACAAACCAACUCCUUGGUAAAAGAAAGAUACAGGAUCUGGUUUCGCAGGUGGAUGUACAUGGUAAAUUGGAUCCUGAUGUUGAAGACCUCCUUUUGGAGGUAGCGGAUGACUUCCUUGAUUCGGUGACUUCUUUUGCAUGUAGCUUGUCUAAACAUCGUAAAUCAUCCAUAUUGGAGCCUAAGGAUAUAUUACUCCACCUAGAGAAAAACUUGCACUUGACAAUUCCUGGAUUCUCUAGUGAGGAUAAACACCAAACAAAAACCGUAGCAACUGAUCUUCACAAGAAGCGACUUGCAAUGGUGCGUGCUUUACUAGAAUCCUCAAAACCGGAGACGAAUGCAAGCAAUUCCAAGGAAACUGUUAGACAAGCGAUGGUGAACCCAAAUGGUCCGAGUCAUCUCUUAAGACCAUCACCAAGUUCAGAGCAAUUGGUUUCUCAGGCAUCCGGUCCUCACAUGUUACAACAUAUGACACGCUACUAA
Messenger RNA from Microthlaspi erraticum, 2043 nucleotides. The record is from the annotation of a GenBank genome assembly. NCBI's taxonomy places the organism in Eukaryota, Viridiplantae, Streptophyta, Magnoliopsida, Brassicales, Brassicaceae.